Messenger RNA from Knipowitschia caucasica, 240 nucleotides. The record is from the annotation of a GenBank genome assembly. NCBI's taxonomy places the organism in Eukaryota, Metazoa, Chordata, Actinopteri, Gobiiformes, Gobiidae.
AUGUUGGUGUGUGUGGGGGUGGUGGGUGGUUGGUGGGUGGUUGGGGCGUGGUGGGGUGGUAGGGGGGUGGUAGGGGCGUGGUGGGGUGGUAGGGGGGUGGUAGGGGCGUGGUGUGGUGGUAGGGGGGUGGUAGGGGCGUGGUGGGGUGGUAGGGGCGUGGUGGGGGUGGCGGGGGGUGGUGGGGUGGUAGGGCCGUGGUGGGGGUGGCGGGGGGUGGUAGGGGCGUGGUGGGGGUGGUAG